Molecule: messenger RNA, 820 nt
Organism: Cuscuta epithymum
Lineage: Eukaryota; Viridiplantae; Streptophyta; Magnoliopsida; Solanales; Convolvulaceae
Source: the annotation of a GenBank genome assembly
CCGCUUUCUACAACAACAACAAAUGCCGACGACCAUUGACGAAGAGGAGCUUGAGGAUGAAGAUGCGGAGGAAUUGGAACCGGAGACGGCCGAGGAGGAGGGUGCCGGCAGCCACGACGCCGACGCGCCUGCCUCAUCCCAAACCGCCACCGGUAAUAAAAAAAGUAAGUCUGAACUAAUGAAAAAUAAUUUUGAUAAAUGGAAGGACCCACAAACCGGCUAUUGGCACGCAACUUGCAAGUGGUGCAACAACAAUUAUAGUUUGGGAACCUCCGGCGGAUACGGAUCCGCCGCAAGGCAUCUUAAGGCAAAGCACCCCGUGGAGUAUGCAAAAUUAGGCGGCGGAACGGGGAAGCAAACUCAAAUAUCGAGUGAAUUUCCAAUGUAUGACGAUAACCCCAUAGAUCCGAAAACGGAAUACAACGAGACUGGUGGAAGUCAAAAGAAAGAACGUUCCCGAUUUUAGCACGGAUGGCUAAGCAAGUACUAUCAAUGCCGGUUUCAACAAUUGCUGUGGAACAAGAAUUUAGUUCGGCCGGCAACGUCCUAACGGCAUCUAGAUCGAGAUUGAGCGCGGAGUCUCUUGAAACGCUUAUAUGCUACCACGAUUGGUUGAAGGCCGCACGUAGAACUCAAGAAUUGAGCAUCACCCCCUCCCAAGAUUUUAUGGAUGACUCAACAACCGAUGGUGGCUCUACCUAUGCCGGAGAUUCCGAUUGAUUAGUAUUUUAGAAUUUAUUACAAAAUGUAUUAUAUAGCACUUGUCAAAUUUAUUUAUACUUGUACUUCAUAUUUCAAAAUUGUAAACUUGUACUUCAUA